This is a messenger RNA of Toxoplasma gondii ME49, 7143 nucleotides long. RefSeq names its product ubiquitin carboxyl-terminal hydrolase. Gene Ontology annotation, molecular function: cysteine-type endopeptidase activity; cysteine-type deubiquitinase activity. Gene Ontology annotation, biological process: protein deubiquitination. Bases 4264 to 6651 code for a protein of 795 amino acids. Lineage: Eukaryota; Apicomplexa; Conoidasida; Eucoccidiorida; Sarcocystidae. The record is from RefSeq and is a predicted model, not a curated record. Gene Ontology annotation, cellular component: cytosol; nucleus. The transcript is spliced from 6 exons.
GCGGGUCUCGUACGUUUUACGUCACUUGGAAAUGUGCAUCUGUACGAGCAAGCGUCUUUCCGCUAGCACCGAGAUCAAGUUGACGUCGUCUUCUCGACUACCCUCGUACAUCGAUCGCUCUUUCGGGCACACCAUAUGAAAUUCACGCGUUUUCUGAGACCAGUUCUGGCUUUUAUUCGGCAUAAGACGACUAUCGUCGAAGCUGCGAUUACCAAGCACGUAAGAGCGGCGUCUUCAGACCGAAGCAGAAUGCAUUGCCCAGUUUCGACCGCAGAUGUUCAUCCUGCUGUUUUUGUCAGGGGGACAAACGAGGUCCGAAAACCAUGCCAAACGAAGCAUCAGGCUGAGAUCUAGGAGAACUUUGGCGUUUACACGAGAAAGGUAAUUUUUUAUUUGUGCUCUGCUAGUAUCUAAGUACACAUACGGCAUGUGUAGAGGAAUUCUCGAUACGCCUUUGAACUCUAGAAAUGUAGUGCUGCGGUGGUUUCCAGUGAGGUUUGGAUCCACCACAAAAGGCAGAGAACUCAAGAGUUUCGAAAAUAAAGAUUUCCUGGAUGUGACAGAAUGAGAAAGGCAAUAAGUCUCUAGGCGGCCGUCGUCGUGGAAAGAAGAAAGCAAAAGUAUAUCGGGGGAAGACUGGACUGGCUGUGUUGUCCCGUUACACAGACACGACUUCUCGUAGGCUGAGGGCAUUCAUUCACGGAAUCGAGGGACCUCACUCUUGGGUCGAAGACAGUUUCACACAUGAAUCUUGAAUACACCACCAUUACAGGACUGAUUGGAUUCUUAGGUAUCAGAAGGUUAACUUAGAGUAAAUAUAGUGUUAUCUGCGCGAUUUGUUUUCCUCUUGUCGUCGGGGUAAUCGUAAGUCAAUGAUUCUCUGACAGAGUUUCUCGUGACUCUCCUUUCUGGAUCUACCAAAGUUAUUCGCUCCGAGUAGCACUGGUGGUAUUCUGUGGCGACGACCCUAUCUGAUCUACUGAGAGUCUCUGGUGCCUCUCUCAGUAACUCGCUCUCCCUUUUUCCGGUUUUUCCGCCAACCCCUUGGGUUUUACUUCGGAGGAGAGAAGAAUGUUUGUGCUCGUAUCUUCGGAUUACUGAGGGGCUCCGUCUCUCCCCCGACUAAAGGUCGGGACGUGUUGUGUAAGCGUGUGCUCGGUCCGAACAGCUGAAAGGUUCUAACAACUAUCCGAGAAACUGGGCCUGAGCUAAGACUGCGAUAAAACAGAUGCGGAUUCGCUUACAAGAUUGAUGCUCCUCGCAGUUCUCCGGUUUCACUCACUGUUUGUGGAAAGGCGUCCCGCAUACUGUAGGUCACGGUUGCAGUGCGUCCGGUGUUCUGCUAAUUCCCACAAACAGUGGUAUCAUAAGUUGAGGUGGAACCUUCAGAAGGAGCGAACUUUUUGACGGAUUUCGGCUAUUGUGUGCAAUUGCCAUCCAGUGUAAAAAUAGUGGCAGAGUCCUGUCAUGCUCAAAGCCGGGGCUGCCAUUGCUACUCACAGCACUGGUGCAAAAGAAACGAAAGUGGAUGUGAAGCAGGAUGGAUCUGCUUUCACGCACAGCAUGAAUCUGGUUAUUUCUUCGCAGAGGAAAGGAUCGAAAAGGAACCGAUGUCGUGUCGCCAUCGUGCAAUUGUGCCGACAUGUAUUUCUGUGUCCGUUGGUUUUGGAAACUUCGCUUCACAGAAAAAACAGCUAUGCUAGUAUUGAAUGAGUGGUUAUCGGAACAGGGCUGCAGCGGCGAAAAGCGUUCUGCUCCAUUCUCCUUCGCGUUACGACUACUGAGAGGUCACACUUGCCGCGUGGCUCGCAGUCACCACUGUACUCUGUAAAGUUUCCUCUCUGGAGGUCCACCUGUGCUUCCCCCAGUGUGCAUUGCCUCCCGACAUCUGCCCACUGGCGCGUCUGCUUCUGAGUUUGUCAAGUGGACGAUGAGAGUCGGGCUCUAAUCGCGAAUCAAGAAUUAUCGAGCUUAGAACCGUGUUUCGCUGUAGUGUGCAACGCGUCGAAUCCUAUGAGAUACCACACAUAAAACAACAUAAACACAGUUAAUUGAGGUUUUCUUGUUCUCUACCUGCCCUGCAACGCGUGGCAAAGGGGCCACAAGCUGUCUGUGUACUGACGCAGACAGCAUGCGUGUUUGGCAAUCGAGGAAACGCGAAGUCAAAAAGGUAUUUCCUGGCUUCACCUUAACGAAAUUUCGAAUGCAGGCAAAGGGGUUGAAGUUCCCAAAAGAAUGGGAGGGGAGAGAGGGGUCUUUCAGCCUUCUUUUCUCCACUCUUUUGCAGACUCAGAAUGCGUGUGUUCGAGAGGAGGCUGGCGGCAGCCCACAUUGGCUUUUUCUCAGGCAAGCGCGGGCCGUCUUUUUCUUAUCGACUGGCGUUCUUUUUCGGAAAAGCUAUCUAAUUUCCGCUUGCACGUUAAUGCUUUCUUUUGAUCCACGGUUCCCUAUGUGUCUGGAUGGUUUGUACGAGCGUUAUCUGCAUACGUCGCGGCUUGCUCCUGUGAAUGACUCGGUUGUCGUGGGUGGUGAGCAGCUAGGACGCUGAACAAAGAUUUGAAAGUAGGGCUUUCCCGCAGUUGUUCCAUUUAGAAAACAGUGUGCCUUCAGUGUUGCCUGCGCUCGCUCAGAAGUUUGUAGGCGUACACAUUUGCGUGCUUCCUGGUUCUCUCAGCGCUCCGUGUCUCUCCUCGAAGAGCAAAUCCUGUUUUGCUUGGGAGAAAACAUCUACUGCAGUCCCCGCUUCGAUGGCAGUGGCGUUGACGCGAGACAACAGGCGUAUUGCACAGAGGAGACCCGCGAACGGAGGCGCAGCUGAAGCACGGUGGCAUGGGGGAAUUGUCUUUGGAAAUAAAGACGAGAAGCGGUCCCUUCUAAAUUUGAGUUUGGUGAAGAGCCGACCCGUAUUUCAAGAAAGCGACAAGAACUGGGUGCCGUUACUGUCUAUGAGGGGAAACGGCUAACCAAGGUGUGUAGGCAUCGAAAAAAGGAGCCCGCGCCGCGUGCUUUCAGUUUACUCAUCUCGUUACGACCGAAAUACGCCCUCGAAUGCGUUGUGGAGACACCGCCUGCAAGGUGCGUGACUUUAUUCCACCAUUUCCUUCGCCAUUCUUCCCUUACAACCGAUUCAGACGCGGCUCUAAAACGAACAAGGAGGUUUGGCAUUCUACAGGAGUGUCCCAACUCCGUUGCGCGUGCACUUCGUCAUCAACGACGAGUCGUCUCGGCGCUGUGUCGCGCGUUUUCCCCUCAAAUGGCCCACCCGUUCGAGACAGCUGAGAUCCAGACAUCUCUGAAAUGAAGUCGCUUUCUCGAGAGCUCGAUAGAGAUGCACAGGAAGACUGGCAGCUUGCCCAACGACAACGCUGUCGGGGCAAGGAGUUGCCCGUAGUUCCCCCGGGCUCGGGAGGGCGGCAAAACCUGCGGCCGGACGGGAACAGACCCUUGCAAGGUCACCUCAGACCGAGUCCCUGGUCUUCGUUUCAAGAUUCGAAUAUGUUUUCUCCACCCCACAAAAGCUCUCGACCUCACUCUGGCCGCAUGCCCAACUCCCCGCCUGACUGUCAAGUGCCACCGAUGCACAGAGGCCACGAGACUGCGACUCCGAACACUCGUAGGCAGCUGCUGGAGUCUCAGGCCUGUUCGCGACCAACUGUCCCUGCUUCGCUUGCAGCCCGUGGAUCUGGACACAGAGCGACGUUUUUCUCCCAGAGUCGACCGGCAAGCCCCUCCCACCCGCAGAGCGACAGCCAGCGUCUGCCGUACCACGUCUCGGACCGGGUGCAUGCGUCCGCGCAAACGCAAGAGGCUGCUCAGAACGACUGCGAGGCGUUGACACUUUUGCCGGGAUUCCCCCACUCUGGACCACAGCUGUUUUGCCGACGGGUGGCGAGCGAUAUGGAAUCGACCCUGGGAACGGAAUCCUGGGAGAAAGUCGGGGGAGAGAAGGACAGAGAUCGACAGCGGGCCGGCGACUCGACGGUUGCUUCUGGCAACUCGUGUGCAGGCGUUUGUGGAGCAGAAGCCAAGGACACAACUUCGUCGCCAGGCGGAAACAGAAAACCUUUCACGUGGGCACAACGCGUCUCCCGCGUAAGCCACGACUCCCAGAAGGCGGUCCAGACGGUCAACCUGCCGACGUUCAGAAGGGAAACGAAAGAAGAAGAGGCGCAGAAAGACAGAUAAGCGACCAAGAGGGGAGAGACCGGGGGGGGAGAAACGAAGAACAGAAAAGCAGCGACUGACACGGGAAAGGGUGGAGUCAUGUCACGUCGAAGCAAGGAGUUCAUCGCGGAAAACAAACAAGAGACCACAGAGACACGUGUCGCUGCCUCCUCCCACCCUCGCUCGUCAGGGCCUGUCUCCUCUCCGGAUCCAUCUUCUUCGGGCUGGUCGCGGGGCCCGAGUGCUGCUGUAUAUACACCCCCUCAGGGAGGGACUCAAGGUCGUGCCGCACAAAAGUCGGAGCCCAAUCGCAUUUCGAUGGCAUCUGCUGCCGUCUCUUCCUGUCGAGAAACAGGGGCAUCCGCGCGCGGCGAGAGCAAGGCAAAGGAGUCGGGUGUCAGUACACUGUACUCCAGGGCAGGGUGCGAUUUCGCGAUGCAUGCGACCUACAUGGAACCCGUGUCUCCGUUCGCUGCUUCGUCGGAGACACAGCGGGUGCGGCAGAGACCGGAGGGCGAGUCAAAGCCUUCAUCACCUACAAGAGUUGAAAGGGGAGACGGAGGGGUGUCAAGAGAAGGCGAGGAAGAGACUCGACAGGAGACACAGACAGAAGAAGAAAAGGAACAACGGGGCGUGGCCAAGGACGAAGGAAGACGCGAACAUGAAGAGGAAGAUGCCCAGAUGACGCCGCCGGACACCCCUUGCGUGCUCAGCGCAAUUCAGGGCCUUCUGCAGACUUCGCAAGGCGAGCGUAUGUCAAGUUUUUUCGUCGAAGACGUGCAGGCAUUCCCCGACCUUAGUCUAAAGCUGACAGGAGGAGACCUUCCUUCGUUUGCUCAACGGGGUCUAGUCAACACACACAACAACUGUUACAUGAACGCCGUCGUUCAAGCUCUUCUUCCUGUUCUCCUCCCACUGUGGCCGCAACUUCUCUCGCCUCUGUAUUGGGCUCGAAAGAUCGGGCAAGGGUCGGACUCUCAGCCUCAGAGCGCCGCUUCGCUCUCGCUGUGGGGCAGUCUCGCCGAAGCUGUACGGGUGUUUCUCGAAUUCAAGAAAUCCUCGUCUGUUGCUCGCCCUGGCGAUGUGGCUCGCAUUUUCCAGCAUGUUGUGUCUGGACAGUCCGGAGGGGUCAUGGCUGAAGCCGGGCUUGUCUGGGGACAGCAGGCAGACGCGUCGGAAUUCCUUCUUUUCCUUAUCAAUGGGCUCCACGACGAAUGCAAAUGGAUGAGAGGCCACGGGGACGGUUUCGCUGACUCAUCGGGAGCGCAAAAUGGCGAUGGCGGUUUCGUUGAGAUCGGCAAGAAGAACAAGAAAAUUAAACCUCGAGUCAUCGGAAGCGACGAGGACUCACUCGUGUACCGGCUGUUUGGUGGUUCGUUGAGAGAGUGUUCCGUCGACCCUCGAACGGGGUCGAAGCUUAGCGAGCGGAAGGAGUUCUUCCUUUUUGUCUCCUGCUCGGUUCUUCCACAUUUGCGAACUCUCGAGGCGGUCCUGGAUGCACACUUCGCGGACCAAGAGGUGGAGCUCGCAGAAGCAGGCCCGAAGGCCAGUGGGGCUGACGAGAAGACUCUGAGGGCCAAUCGGCGUGGCACGGGCGGUACCGGGGAGGGCCGAAAACGGGGUGCUGAGGCAGAGAGGCGGCCGCGAUGUCGCCUGCAGACGCGCAUUGAGUCUCCGCCUCCGAUCCUCGUCAUCGUGCUCCAGCGGUUCUCCUACGAUCGAGAGAAGCAGCGAGCGCGGAAGGUGUCGCACCCCGUGACGCUGUCUGAACGGCUCGUUCUGCGGCCUUCCUGGUGCGUGAAUUCCUCGCGCGAGGGCCUGCAGAAGCCUGAAGGCGUCUCUGCGGCCGACAGCAAAAACACCAAGAGCAGCACUCGGGGGUGCACUUUCCCGUUGGAAGCCGAGACGGCGAAGCGUGAGAGACACGAACAAACAUGCCAUCUGGGAGUCGAGGAGAGAACGUACGAGCUGUCCGGUGUCAUCUCUCACAAAGGCGUUCUCAUGAACAGGGGCCACUACACUGCAGCCAGUCGCCUACCGGUCUCCCUAGCCGCAACAGCUGGAAAGAGGCAAGGCGGCGCGUGUCGUGAGCACAACAGAAAAGACAUUCUCUCGAACGUCAAGGGCGGCGACUGGGUGACGGCAGCAAAGGGCGGCUUGCGAGGCGAGGCGUUGAAAAGGGAGGCGCAGACAGAUGUGGAGAGGCCGCGUGGAGGAGAAGAGCAAUCCGAAUCCGAGACCGAAAAAGAGAGACGCGCGGUUGCGCAAGAGAAGCCGGAGGAAGAAGAGACAGUGUGGAUCCUCUCCGAUGAUAUGUCAUGCUCUGUGAGGUCGUUCGACGCUGUACAGAACAUGGAAGGACACUACGUCCUCAUUUUCGUCAACCGGCGAUGGCAAGUAAGCAGCGACCCAAGGCGAGCCUUUGAACGAGCUCGCAUGUUCCAGACCCAGCAUAAAAUGACGACGAAGACAGGCGACGAAGACUGAAGGCACUGUAGCGGAAAGCGACAAUAAAGACACAAGACAACAGAGGCUUGGUGCCCAAUACCUGGGGAACAGUGGAAAAGCGGAAAUAAAAACACGAGAAAAGAGGGUUCGUGGUGUGACCGUUUUCCGGAGAUUUGUCUGUCUUCGGACGGCGACACUCCUGGUUUUUUGAUUCGGGUACACCAGGUGGCUUCUCUGUUCACAUUAGUGCUUUUACCUCCCUAAAGAGGAAUCAGUUUUCUCGAACUUAAUUUGAGUUUUGUUUCAGGGCUACCGGAGAUGUUGAUAAUGCACUGGUCUUCAUCAGUAUCGUGCACGUUCUAUCAAGCGUGGAAUCUGACGGUCCCCAUGUGAAGUUAUAAAGUUGUAUCUUGUCACACGCUGAGGUUGAUGUCCGCUUUAAAGAAAUCAACCACCGAUUUGCGAGACUCUGGAUCUCUGAAGAAAAACAGUUCGUUCUUCGUAAAGAACGGUGAAUACGAUUGCAGGUGA